Knipowitschia caucasica is the source of this 399-nucleotide messenger RNA. Lineage: Eukaryota; Metazoa; Chordata; Actinopteri; Gobiiformes; Gobiidae. The record is from the annotation of a GenBank genome assembly.
AUGGGCUGUAGCCACAAGCACUCGGCCUCAUGGGGAAAAAGCAAGGGCAGAUUGGAGGAUGACUGGGGACUUAGCGCUACCACUCCGCCCACAGAGGAUAGUAUCGUAAAUGUGCGCGUGCUCGACCGGACCGCUGCACUCUACGAUCCCUCAUUAGUAUUUCAGUCAGAGCUCUCCGCCUGCACAACCUGUCAUGGCACUCUACUCCACGCGGCAGAGGUUUGUUUUGCGUGCCGCAUUGUCCCUGGAUGGCCACGGCGAGAUUGCCAGCUCCUGUCGCCCCUCAAGGAUGACCGAAUGGAGGAGGACGAAGCAACAAAGCGAACGUCCAAAGAAAGAUUGGUGCAAAAUGACACGCCAUUGGUGGUGGAUGACAUCACUGGGUGUUCUUCACUAUAG